AUGUCUGCUGCUGUGUCCUCCACAACUUCUCGUUUAGAGGAAGAGCUCAAGAACAAAGCAUCAGACAACAACAACAAUGUUGGUGGGGAACCAGACCAGCCCCCUUACAGUGAUGGUGCCAACUCUGAUGUUGCAGAAGAAACUGAGCCAGAGGAAGAUGAUGACUCCAGGUUGGAAUCUGACAGAGAACUGGAUAUUGGUCCCCAAAUCACUCUCAAGGAGCAGCUUGAGAAAGAUAAAGAUGAUGAGAGUUUGAGAAAAUGGAAGGAACAACUUCUGGGAAGUGUGGAUUUGUCUGUCGUUAAAGAAAUCAAAGACCCUGAUGUGAAGAUAUUGAGCCUCACCAUUACAAGCCCGGACAGGCCAGACCUCAUCCUGCCAAUUCCAUUUACAAAUGAUCCUAAGAAAAGUCUCUUCAUCCUUAAGGAAGGAAGCAAAUGCGCCAUGAAAUUCACCUUCACUGUCUCCAACAACAUCGUUUCUGGUCUCAAAUACACAAAUAUUAUCUGGAAAACUGGCGUUAGAGUGGCCAGCAGAAAAAAGAUGUUGGGAACUUUUAGCCCCCAGAAGGAACCAUAUACAUAUGCAUUGGAAGAAGAAAGUACUCCUUGUGGCAUGUUCGUUAGGGGAACCUAUGCGGCAAGAACCAAGUUUGUAGAUGACGAUCAAAAAUGCUACUUGGAUGUCAAUUACUACUUCGAAAUUCAGAAGAGUUGGGCAAAACCACAAUGA
Molecule: messenger RNA, 732 nt
Organism: Sphenostylis stenocarpa
Lineage: Eukaryota; Viridiplantae; Streptophyta; Magnoliopsida; Fabales; Fabaceae
Source: the annotation of a GenBank genome assembly